Messenger RNA from Magallana angulata, 2363 nucleotides. RefSeq lists its product as uncharacterized. The coding region runs from base 102 to 1715 and encodes 537 amino acids. NCBI's taxonomy places the organism in Eukaryota, Metazoa, Mollusca, Bivalvia, Ostreida, Ostreidae. The record is from RefSeq and is a predicted model, not a curated record. The transcript is spliced from 8 exons.
AGGGGUGAACUACAUGUGAACGAGAGAUGGCAACAUGAAGGAGUAAAGCGGUUUCCCCCAAUUUUCCGCCUACAGCACUGUUUGAACGGAAAGUACCUGUAAUGAAAUAUAGACAGAGAUACCUGUCGCAAUACCUAGUAAAUGCGGAAAGUUGUCUUACGUUUUCCAGAGGUGUUCCACACCUUGAAUCUUACAAUCGUGAGACCAAAGUUUGCUGCAACAACACCUUGUUUGAUCGUAUCAACGACAGCGACGAGGAACUAGACUGUUGUGGAGGUGUAAUAUACAGAACUUUGGAUAAGAUUUGUUGCCAGUCGAAUUCUUUACAUGAAAGAUAUGUUCAAAGCGGAAAAAACCAAGGAAAAGAACAAAUAUGUUGUGGGACGAACAUUUUUCAGGUGGAUCAAAAUGUUGGCAUGUCAUGCUGUGGGAACAGCUACACAAAGAAUGAUGGUUGCUGCAACCAAACAACACCAUUCAAUAGGACCCAUUCACGUUGCGUUAGGGACAAGGUUGUUCCAUUAGGACAUGACUACUGUAAUGGAACUCUGUUUAACAGACAGACACAAAAAUGUUGUGAAGACUCAUCUCUGUGGACUAUUUCAUCGUACGACGGGUACUUCCAUUGCUGUGGAUCGGAAGUGUAUGAUAAAAGGACUAAACAGUGCUGUAGGGGAUCUGGUGAAAAGAAAAUUCAGCCCAAAAAUGGUCAAUGUUGUGGAACAGGAUUGUACGAUUCCUCAAAAGAACUGUGCUGUAAGACACAAGUGUUCCCCUCCGAUGGCCGACUUCAUUGCUGUGGUAAAGGUACAUACGACCCGUCUCACCAAGAGUGUUGUCAUGGUACCAAUUUCUCCACAGCAAUGCAACAGGGGCAGCAAAUCUGUUGUGAUGGUACUGUAUACACUACAAAUUAUAAUUCAAAAUUACAUUGUUGUGGAAACAAUGUGUACUAUUCAACGACGCACCUUUGCUGCGAAAAUAGAUCCACGAUUGAAAAGACUUUACCCGAUCACACUAGUUGUUGCAAAAAAAAUGCGACAUCCUUUUAUUCUUGUAAGAAUCAGGAAAAGAAAAAAUCCGAUUUUUGUGGGAGGCAAAGCUACGACAAGAAAUCAGACCUCUGCUGCAACAAUGAAAUUCAUACAGGGGCACAUAAAAUGGGAAAACGAUGCUGUAAUCCAGGGACGCUUGCCUACGAUCCUAGAAACCAGAUUUGUUGUCAUGGUGAAGUAAAAAGAAUAGCAGAAAGUUGCAACAGUCCAUCGCCCUCUGGUUUAUGUUCGAUAUGGUCACAGCCCAAGACACAGAGAAUAGGGUUCAUAAACAGCACAGCCGACGUGUGUAGAAAAAAUGGUUACAUAUUAAAAAUCGUAAACCCGAUAAAAGUGUACAACUUAAGUCCGCAAAUUCAUAUUUCAUAUUUGGAUGUAACAGUGAAAGCAAACAUCUAUAACUCCACUAAUGUUCCAAGUAAAACAGAACAACACAUUUUGCUGAUACCCAGUAACUGUACUAAUAUGGACAAAUUAAAAAAGAAGUCAUUCUUGCUCUUAACGGAUAUCGUUUUCCAUUCUUCACAAAAUAUUGUUUAUCUUGGAGAUAGCGACCUCAUUUUCCCACCAAGAAGAAAGAUAGUGCAAAUAGUAAAAAGACGAAUCAAAAGCUGUAGUAGUUACAUUGUUCGAAACAUUCAUAAGAUUUUACGUGGAUGAUUAUGAUUACGAUGUACAGUUUGCACAAACAAUGAGCCCAUCGCGCCAACAUCGAUAUCCGUACCAAAGAAAGGUAUUUUUAAAACAAACUGUAUGAACUUGUAUGUUAACUGCUGUAAAGUAAAGAAACUGGAGUUUUUAAGUACUGGCCGAAAUACAAGAAAAAGCAGAGUAAUAUUUCAAGAGAAAUACUGACUACGAUAAAACCAUUCUGUUUAUCCGUGAAUGUUUUCAACCAAAUUGAGACAGUUGAAUCCCGGGAAGACUGGAUCUGCAAUGAAAUAUAAACGUGUGCCAGACAGAUCAAACACGUAAUGAUAAGAUAAUGAGUCCCAAAAAUUCAUUUGAUCAAAGUAUUCUUGCUACGUGUUCAUUGCUUAAUAAGACAUUCAUAAAUUGAGCUUUAUUUAAUUGCAAAGAAUAACAUGGCAAAAGGUAAAGAGUGAAUUAAAAAAAAUUACCUUGAAGAUGUGUUGUUGUAAAUUGCAAGUGGAGAAGCAAGUGAUCAUUAUCUAGCACACAGACACUGCACAGCCAUUUGUUAGUUUGUUAAUUUAAUUUUAUAUCAUGUUCUGAAUAAUCAAUUAUCUGUUAUGUCUCAUAUAUAUUGUGUUCUUAGGCAAUAUACGGUAAUAGUAUUUGAAAGAG